Drosophila novamexicana is the source of this 1962-nucleotide messenger RNA. RefSeq names its product WD repeat-containing protein 43. Gene Ontology annotation, biological process: maturation of SSU-rRNA from tricistronic rRNA transcript (SSU-rRNA, 5.8S rRNA, LSU-rRNA). Lineage: Eukaryota; Metazoa; Arthropoda; Insecta; Diptera; Drosophilidae. The record is from RefSeq and is a predicted model, not a curated record. Gene Ontology annotation, molecular function: protein binding. Bases 42 to 1943 code for a protein of 633 amino acids. The transcript has 7 exons. Gene Ontology annotation, cellular component: nucleolus.
CACUAAACAAAGUGUUUUUUGUUCCAACCGAUUUUAAAGAGAUGUCGCUGGUCAAGAAGCACGUGUUGGGAUUCUCCUCAAAUGGAGGGAAACUAUUUGCCUUGAUUGAUGAGCAGGGCACAUUACGAAUAUGGGACACUGAGACGAAUGCAUUGAAACAGGAAUUUACACCGAACCUUCAAUUAGCUGCACACUGCAUAGCGCUCACGUGGGUAACAAUUGGCGCUCCUUGUCCAAAGAAGUCGCGCAAAUCCCAGCCACAAAAGACUUCCACAGACGACGACAAGCUUUAUUUAGCACUCGCUACGGUUAAGGGAACAGUCGCUCUCUAUUCAGUGGCAGAGGGAAAGAUUGAGCGCAUACUGGAAAAUGAAAGCCACGACGGGCCUGUCACAUCGAUUGCCUAUGACAACGAUGGGCACCUGUACACUGUGGGGGCAGAUUGCCGCGCCCUGGUGUGGUCAUUAGCCGAGGAACGCUGCACUGGCGAGUGGCCAGUUGGGCCCGAGAAGCCGCUGAAUAUUGCAUAUUCGCCAAAAAGCCGCACACUGGCCGUCGCUUCACGCCAAAUUAAAAUCUUUGAUGUGGAUAAAAAGGAGUUGGUGGAAACAUGCACAGGACACUCGGGAGAAAUAAAUGCAAUUAACCACUUUCAAUGCAACAAUAAUGAAUACGUUAUUACGACGGCCAAAAUGGAGCGGGUCAUAUCGUUCUGGAAAAUUGACAGAAAAGGCAGGAAUAAGGCAUCGGUGUGUACGCUAUUAAUGGAGGAUGUGGCCCAUAGCUUGGCGUGCGAGGUGCGUGAAGAUGGACAGUUGCGUGUGGCAAGUGUGACGCGCAAUGGCAACAUACACAUAUACUUGCUCAAUGCGGAUAGCCUGUCAGCGGAGAAGUACAUUAAGCCUAAGGUUUCACUGCAAAUUGCAUCAGAUGGAGCUGACACCGUGGAACCUAUUUAUGCUGUAGCCGCACACUUUGUGCAUGACGCCCAACGCUCUCACGAGAUACUCUUUGGAUAUGGCAGUCGCCGCCAGCUGCAGUUCGAACGAUACACUCCCAAUUACGCUGAGAAGCUGAACGUCAUUGUGCGCGCCGAUCCCAAAAAAUUGUACACUAAGAAGCAGCGCAUCGAGCACAGCACGGAAGCUGCCCUCAAGUCGCAAACACCUGUCGUGCGUCCCAAUGACGUGGAAUACAAUAGCGCCUUGCCCAAGUCCAAAAAGAAGAUAAAGAACGAGGUGCCCAUGGAGGCGCGACUGCAGAAUUUGACUAUCCAGGCGACCAAUCUGCCAGGUGGCAAGCUGCAAAGCCAGAGUAAGACGCAACUAUUGAUGCAAGCCCUACACAGCCAGAACCAAACCAUGUUACAUGCCGUGCUGGGCACAAACAAUGAGAAUACAAUACAAUUAACAUUAGAUCGUUUGCCACUUGAGUAUAUAAGCCCGCUGGUCAACGAGCUAUCGGUGCUGCUACAAGGAAAGGCUGCCAAGGUAAUGUGUGCCUUACGUUGGCUGCAGAUCUUAGCUACAACACAUACGAGUGUCAUGAUGUCAGAGGAUAAGGAGGAAUUGCGCGACAAGCUGGGUGUCUGCCUAGGCAUUGCGGAGCAACGUCUGCAUUGUAUUACAGAAGCACUGCAAGUUUCUGGAAGGGUUAACUUGAUUAUAAAUCAAAUGAAGCGUAACACGGACAAUCAUUUAAAUGAAAACAAUGUUUUAGUUGUGGACGAGGAUCCUGCAGAUGAAAAUCCUACGCACUUGGCCGAAAACAAUUGGAGCGAUUUGGAGGAGCAAGAUAACACAAACUACGCUUUCGAUGAUGAUGAUAAAAUGGAGGCUGACGAUGACAUAGCAGCCGAUGAAGAGGAUUUGAUAAUGACACAGAAUUCUUCAGAUGAAGACGAAGAUGCAGAGACUACAGACACAGAUGCAUCUGCUGGUUAACCCAUCUGUUCCGUCUCAG